This is a messenger RNA of Helianthus annuus (common sunflower), 3084 nucleotides long. RefSeq lists its product as uncharacterized. The transcript has 3 exons. NCBI's taxonomy places the organism in Eukaryota, Viridiplantae, Streptophyta, Magnoliopsida, Asterales, Asteraceae. Bases 1 to 3084 code for a protein of 1027 amino acids. The record is from RefSeq and is a predicted model, not a curated record.
AUGAAGCAGUUGGUUAAAAAACAUGCAUUGGACUCAAGAAGGCAGUUGGUAAUAAGAAGGAAUGGUAAUAGAAGAUUUAGGAUGGUUUGUCAUGGUGUGAAUCCUGAUUUACAAGGCAUGCAACCACAAGGGCAGUUUGGGGAUUUUGAAAAUAUGAGUGGGCCCAUCCAAAAAGAAGGGGAAUCUUCAACAGGGGAUGUUGAUGUAUUAAAUACUUCCAACCCUACUUCCCAACAACCAAAAAAGGUUAGCAAGAGAAGUGGAGAGCAUAUUAGGUUCCAACCUGGGAAUUCCACUGUUGGCACUUCAAGACCAUUUGGAGAAGAAAAACCAGAUUCAGUUAAGUUUGCAAAAGACGUUCAGGGCAAAGGUAAUGGCUUUACAUGUGAUUUCAAAGCUCAAUAUUAUAUUUUAAGGGAAUAUUGUGAAGAGCUCCUUAGAUCCAAUCCAGGCACAACAGUUAAGAUAGAAGUGGAAAGGGAGUGCAACCCUGCUAGUCCAACAAGACAGUUUAGGCGAAUUUACAUAUGUUUGGGUGCUCUCAAAGAAGGGUUCAAGGUAAAUGGGAGGAAUAUUUUAGGAUUAGAUGGGUGUUUCAUGAAGGGCCCAUUCCCUGGGCAAGUACUGUUAGCUGUUGGAAUUGAUUCAAAUAACAGGAUAUAUCCUGUUGCAUACUCAAUAGUUGAGGCUGAAACUAAAAGUAGUUGGGAGUGGUUCUUAGGGAAUCUUGGAGAUGACUUAGGUCUUGAUCAACAGUCCUACUUCACGUUCAUAUCUGAUAGACAAAAGUGCAAUGUGACACUGAACAUCCAGAAUGGUCAAAGUCUUUCUCCUGAAGUGGCAAAGCAAGUGGGUGGAGAUGUUAUAAAAGCGGUGCGUGAUUUUUUUAACAAUGGCCAAAUUCUGAAGCAAAUUAAUCAUACGAUCUUAGCCUUGGUGCCAAAAAUAGAUACUCCAAAUACGGUGCUUGACUACAGGCCAAUAUCAUGCUGCAAUGUGAUUUAUAAAUGUAUUAGCAAAAUAAUCACUGAUCGUUUGAAGGGCAGCUUGGGGAUUUUAGUGAACAUAAACCAGUCGGCGUUUGUUCCGGGUAGGAAGAUAUCGGAUAAUAUUCUUAUUACGCAGGAGCUUAUGCAUAAUUAUCAUGUGAAUCGCGGUCCUCCGAGGUGUGCAUUGAAGAUUGAUAUCCAGAAAGCUUAUGACACUGUAAGUUGGUCCUUCCUGGAAGCUAUUCUUAACCGGUUCGGGUUUCACCGGAAAAUGGUCUCUUGGAUUAUGGCAUGUGUCACUUCUGUUUCCUAUUCGGUUAGCAUAAAUGGUGAGCUGCAUGGAUAUUUUCCGGGGAAGCGGGGUCUUCGUCAAGGAGAUCCAAUGUCCCCGUACCUAUUCACGUUGAUUAUGGAGGUGUUAUCGCUCAUGCUACAAAAGAUGGCGUUAAAUCCGGCAUUUAAGUUCCAUAGCCACUGCUCUAAACAAAAGAUUAUUAAUGUGUCCUUUGCUGAUGACUUAUUUGUUUUUGUUAAUGGGGAUACUGGAUCGGUUCAGCUUAUUCGGAAUGUGUUGGAGAAAUUCACUAGUGUCUCGGGCUUAGUCCCUAGCUUGCCAAAGAGUACGAUCUUCUUUUGUAAUGUUCCAAGUCAAGUUAAAGCUGAGAUUAUGAGCCUGUUACCAUUUCGUGAGGGUAACCUUCCGGUUCGCUAUCUCGGGGUUCCUUUGAUUUCUACUAAGUUGUCUUUUAGAGACUGUCGGGUGCUUGUGGAACGUAUGGAGAGGAGGGUUGAUAACUGGAUGUCUAAAUCGCUGUCAUUUGCAGGUCGAUUGCAGCUUCUCAACUCUGUUCUUACAGCUAUGUAUACAUAUUGGGCUUCGGUCUUUAUUUUGCCUAUGCGAAUAGUUAAGGACCUUGAAAAGAGAAUGCGCAGGUUUCUUUGGAAUGCAGGGACUCUUGGUAAUAUUAGGUCAAAAGUUGCGUGGAAGGAUGUUUGUUUGCCUAAGGAUGAGGGGGGUCUAGGGAUCAGAAAUAUCUCAGAUGUGAACAAAGGCCUUAUGAUGUCACAUAUCUGGAGCAUUAUUAGCAACCGAGAGUCCCUUUGGGUCCAAUGGAUCCAUUCGCACAAGUUAAAGGGCCGAAACUUUUGGGAUAUUCAAAGUCGUGGUAGCUUAACCUGGAGUUGGCGAAAGAUUCUAUCUAUCCGUCCGCUGGUCAGACCUUAUGUUUGGAGGGAGAUUGGUAGUGGUUCGCAUACUAAUGCGUGGAGUGAUAAUUGGUGCUCAUGUAGUCCGAUCCGUAACUUUAUUACGCCUAGGAGAAUAGCUCAAGCGGGAUUUACUUUGCAUACUACGGUUGAUGAACUUGUAGAUGCGGAUGGCAAUUGGAGGUGGCCACAGGCAUGGUACGAUUUGUUUCCAGUUCUCAUAAAUAUCACGGUUCCUCAUCUUGUUCCUGAUUCGAGUGACAGACUGGGUUGGAAAACUGUGGAAGGUAAAAUUGUGCAUUUUAAUUCCUGGGAAGCUUGGAACAACCUUCGGUUAAGGGAUAACAAGGUGGGUUGGGUGAACAUGGUGUGGUAUGGCCAAUGCAUUCCAAGACACGCUUUCCACCUUUGGUUAGUUCUAAAAAAUAAGCUUAAGACGCAGGAUAGAUUGGCGGUUUGGGAAGCAGGGAGUGAGACAAAUUUAAGACUUAUGUGCUGUCCUCUUUGUAACUAUGGACGGGACUCGAGGGAUCACUUGUUCUUUCAAUGCCUUUUUUCGGCUAAAGUAUGGAAUAUUGUCAAGAAGAGAACUGAUUUGAGGUAUGUUACCGACUAUUGGAGCUCUGUUAUGGGAUGGAUAGAUCAGAAUGCGAGUUCAAAGACUCUGGAUCACAUUGUAAGUAAGCUUGUUCUUGCGGCGUCUACAUAUUUCAUAUGGCAAGAAAGGAACAACCGUCUGUUUACUAACGUACGCAGAAAGGAAGAGAUGGUGGCUCAACUUAUUCUUGACACGAUACGGAUUCGUAUUAUGGGAUUCAAGAUCGGCCGAGACGUGAACAGCAGGAAGCUUUUGGAAACGUGGGACAUAAAGGAAGACGAUCCGGGCUAA